Messenger RNA from Ricinus communis (castor bean), 691 nucleotides. RefSeq names its product mavicyanin. The coding region runs from base 48 to 548 and encodes 166 amino acids. Lineage: Eukaryota; Viridiplantae; Streptophyta; Magnoliopsida; Malpighiales; Euphorbiaceae. The record is from RefSeq and is a predicted model, not a curated record. Gene Ontology annotation, cellular component: plasma membrane. Gene Ontology annotation, molecular function: electron transfer activity. The transcript is spliced from 2 exons.
GUGAUUGCAGUAGGGAUGAUCUAAACAAGCAAAGAGAGAGAGAGACAAUGGAGUACAAGUUUUUCUUGAUGCUGUUUUUUGUUGCUUUAUUCGUAAAAGAAGGCAUGGCAGCUCAACAUGUUGUUGGGGGAAGCCAAGGUUGGGAUGAAUCUGCAGAUUUCAGUUCGUGGACUUCUAGUAAAAAAUUUAAAGUUGGAGAUCAACUAGCUUUCAAGUACACAUCAGGACUGCACAGUGUAGUAGAACUUGCUAGCGAGAGUGCCUACAAGAAUUGUGACCUUGGCAGUCCGCUAGACUCCUUGAGCACCGGCAAUGAUGUUGUUAAACUGAGUAAAGAAGGCACACGUUACUUUGCUUGUGGUACGUUAGGCCACUGUGAUCAAGGCAUGAAGGUGAAGAUCACAACAGAAACAGGAACUGCCCCCUCGACACCAGACUCAUCUUCAUCUUCACAUGCUUCGGCUUCCAUGGCUUCUUAUUCCAUCCGGCCUUUUGGUUCCUUUGUUCUUGUUGCAUUAGCUACCACUUUGAUUUACAAUAUGUUUUGAGGAUGGAGAUGUAUAAUUUUGUAUGACUGUUUUCAUGGGGUUAAACUUUAGUUCAACCGUGGGGAAUUGUUGGUAAAAUCAUUUGUUGAAUUGUUAUUAAGAGAUGAGUAAAAAUAAAAAUUGAAGAGGAAGUUAUACAUUCA